Sinocyclocheilus grahami is the source of this 4209-nucleotide messenger RNA. It is a transcript of the gene ppp1r26, whose product is annotated as protein phosphatase 1, regulatory subunit 26. The record is from RefSeq and is a predicted model, not a curated record. Gene Ontology annotation, molecular function: protein phosphatase inhibitor activity. The transcript is spliced from 2 exons. Bases 200 to 3628 code for a protein of 1142 amino acids. Gene Ontology annotation, biological process: negative regulation of phosphatase activity. NCBI's taxonomy places the organism in Eukaryota, Metazoa, Chordata, Actinopteri, Cypriniformes, Cyprinidae.
CAGAAGGGGCGCACGAGACGGCAGCACGCGCCCGCUCCCGUAUGUGGACACUCCAAAAAAUGUGUAAAGAAUUGCAAAAGCUGGAUGUGUUACACUGGAAGAUAAACGCAACAGCCGUUCAUCAGUUGUAAGAAUGUAAACAAGAUCACCGGUGGAGCUUUCCCAUGCACCUACAUCCCUUCCAUUCCAACCUUCUAGAAUGUUCCUGAAGACAGUUCCUCCGGUGGUGGCAAUUCACUCGGAAUGGAGGUCCAAUAAGAGCUGCAGCCUGCCUCUCUUUUUCAAUGACAGUGCCUCCGACAGCGACCUUGCCUCUGUUAGCGGCACCCCCAUCCCACAGAAGAUCCAGAUGAUUAUAGAGAGCCUCCACAGCACCCAGUCUUCGGACAUGAGCGAAAACGUGCAGACCGAAAAGGCUGCUCAUUCCAGCCACGAGGCUGGCUACAAGGGUCAAAUGCGACUCAUGGACACGUCUGCGAGAUCCCGGCGAACAGGGGUGGACACUAAGCUACAGACCGCCAGAUCUGAUACUGGCGAUGUUUCGGACAGUGACGAUUCUGUGGACAGAGGCAUUGAGGAGGCCAUUCAGGAGUAUUUGAAGGAGAAGGUGGACCACAAGCGCAAAGGGGAUCCGAUGACAAGUUCGCCCCCAGCACCCAAGCUUCAGCGGAGGGAACCAACUGUCCCAGAUGCUGCUAAACAACACACACAUUCCAGUAGUGGUAAGGUGCUAACUGCUAGCAAUCAUAUACAGAGAGCCUUGAGUGGGACGCAGCCCCUAAAGAAGAAAGUCAAGAAGAAGAAGCUAAGCAAAGAAAAUCCCUUUAAGAAAGCAGACACAAGUAAAGUUUUGCCUAUAAAAAGUCUUCCUCCACCCAGAGCUAAGAAAGGAUCUUCCUCGUCUUCAGAGAUGGACAGAUCUCCACCUCGUCUUGUCAUUAAAGAGGAAGAGGAAUGGCUUGAUUCAAGCAGUGAUGAUGGAAUUGAAGAGGAGAUUCAGAGAUUCCAGCAGGAGAAAAAAGAAAAACAGGAAGGUGAAAAAGAUGCCCUGAGUUCUUCACGACACAAGGAGGACUCUGAAUCGAGCAGCGAUGAAGGUAUUGAGGAAGCCAUCCGUCGCUUCCAGGUAGAAAAACACAAGCAGAAGAAAAAGAAAAGUCCUCUCAAACCUGCCCAACUUGUGCCUGCGCAACGUAGCAGAUCAGCUGUCACUUCUCCCGAAUGCAUGAUCACUCAGCCAUUCAAAGCACUGUCCAAGAAGAGCAAGAAGAAGUUGACAACCAAGAAGUCUAAUCUCCCUACACCACUGGGUGUAAGCCACUUUUUGAACAAGUGUACAUCCCAGAGCUCUAAAGUCAAAGGAUGUGCACCACCCCUUUCAAACCCAAAACAAACCCACACUGAACAUCAGAUCCAUUCCAGUCUCAAGGUCAACACUGCUGAGCUGUUGUGUGCUGAAGCCAUUCUAGACAUCUCCAAAACCGUCAUGCCCGAGGUGUUUGAGCCUAACUUAAGCAUUGCUAACAGAAAUUUUCUUCAGACGCCAACAUUCCUCACUGUUGCACCAUCUGCGGAUAAAAGUGAUGAAAGCUCUGUUGACAGUGAGGACGGAAUUGAACAAGAGAUAAGAAAAUUUUUGGAACAUAAAGCAAAGAUGAACAAAGAGCUUCCGACAACAGCAGGUGCACCUUCGCCAGCUUCAGGAGAUCCCACAGCAAGCAAAGAACCAAAGAAGAAGAUGAAGGAAACCCAGCCGAAUAAAGCAGUAAGGCUCUCCCUGUCAAAAAAACGCAAGUUCAAAGAAGAACAAAGCAAACUUUCCAGAGAUGGUGAAUUAGUUUUGAAUGUUAAAGAGGAGCCUCCAGGGACACCUCUGAUUCAUAGUUGCUCCACCAGACCAGAGCUUUUAACCACUCCCACUGUGACAUCACAUUCAAGUAGUCUAGCCACCAUGAAAAACAGUAAACUGAAGCAGAACUCCCCACCUCGUAAGGGUACAGAUAGUAGUGCACCCAAAGACAAAGGUUCCACUUACAGUAUGUCCAGCCCAAAGACUGUGAUUGGCUCAGAGAGAAACGACAGCAGUGACAAAAGCAGCUCCCUGGACAGUGAUGAGGAUCUAGAUGCUGCAAUUAAAGACUUGCUUAAGACAAAGAAAAAAGUCAAAAAGAAAGUGAGAGACCCGAAGGCAAGAAAAAGUGCCAGACCUUGCGAGGCAUCAUCUUUGGAUGCUGUGAAAAAACAGAAACCUUUAACAGACCAGAAGAGUAUCCCACCUUCCAAGCUUGUUAAGUCUAGCAUCUUGAAAGGUGGCAAAGAGACACUGAAUGUUCAGACUAAAAACGACAAGAGUGAUAAAAGCAAAGCAGUUAAAGGCAAAUCGGAAGUCCAGAACAUCAAACAAUCUAAAAGCCAUGCACAAGCCGACAAGGUGACUGGGAAUGGUGGGGUUCCCAAGCCCCAAGAUGUGGACAUACCUUCUUCCAGUCCGCAUGCAGAUGACGAUGACAGUUCUGUGGACAGCGAUGAUAGCAUUGAGCAAGAGAUUAGGAGAUUUCUAGCUGAAAGAGCCAAGGAGUCUGCACCUCUCACUGCAAACACCAAUCAGGAGGACGUGGCCGUAGACUCCUUGACCACACCUGCGGAGUGUGAUUUUAAACCAGAACCUCAAACGAUUCUAAAUGAAACUCCAAUGUCUACUUCAGCAUUAACCUCUGGUAGACUCUUCAAGAGUGAAACGCAAGCAGAAUCCAUAGGCAUACCUGCAAGAUCCACGGAUGCACCUGCAGAACUCAACAAGGGGCCAGUCCUGACACCAGGCAGCUCUUGCAUUAUGAGUUUUAGGAGGACCGAAAGUCAAAAAAUUGAGAAUUCGACUCAAAGAGAUCCAAAGAAUGGCAGCUCCCAGACAGGAAAGGACACUCCAACAGGUCAUACCAUCAAACCCAACUCCUUCACUACGCCCUCUGUGAGCUCCGAGAUGCCCCGAUUAUCGGGUCAUCAACACCAGAACCUAUUCCUGAUGAGGCCCGUGAACAGCAGUAUGAGCGACAUCAAGGAACUUUCCUCUGCAGAGAGUAAUGACCUUGCCGUCAGCCGCCAGAGUAGAUCAGCCACUAGGAUACCUUUGAAGGAAGUAAUUAGUUCUCUUUGUCCCUCGCCUAUCUCGAAACCUCAAAUUAGUUCCCCUGCUGUCACCACUGUUGACCUCUCGACCUCAGCGCCCCCUAGGGGCAGGACAGAGAGACUUUACUUGCAAAACCGCCUGAAAAUUGACCGACAUCUCUCAGAUAGACCACACUUAUCCCCCGCCACCUCGCACCUGUGCCAGCCCUCAGCUGUACUGCAGGUCCACCAGGACAGCAGUGUAAUCCAGUUACAACGGGACCAGGUUGCUUUCCCAACGCCCUUAGCAAAGACAAACCACCUGCAGGUCAGCCAGAUUGAGGCAAUUGAGUCCACUGCAAGUUUAGGAGAAAGACAAAGGGAGGGAGGAAGUGUUAGCAAGGAAGGGAAAGAGCAGGAAGAUGAGGAAGAGAAAUGUGUUGAUGAGACAGAUGUAGAGUCAGAUGAGGAAAGGAAAGAUCAGAAGACAAAAGACAGGAGGAAGCAGCCCCCUAAUCAGUGAGUACCUACCUGUUCUCUCCAAACACACACACAUAUCAGUUGAGGGAACAUGGUCGCCAAAAGCCCAGUAUGUACCCAUGCUCUUGUUCCAUCUAAGAUACGAAAGACUUCUUCAUAAAAUUGUUGAUGUCUUUAAUUAGAAAGAUUAAUGAGUAUUUUGGUCAUUUGUUCGGGCGGAUCUAUGGAUCCAAAUCUGUGAUUCGCAGGUAUUUUGCAAGAUUCCCAACCAUACAGCCGAUAUUUUUCUUCGGCUUUAAGCAUUAGUUGUUUUAUUUUAGCAUUAGCCUGACGGACUGCAGCGUCUCAUCCUGCAUUUCAGUGUUUCUGUCUUUUUGUACUGUAUUAUUUAGGCUCCAAGUGACGACACUUAGGACUCUUUGAGUGUACCACAUCCUUUUUUUGUAUGUUUGUACAUUUAUAAAUAUAUUUAAAAGCAGACAUGAUGUCAUGAAGAGAGAUUAAACUUUGUUUUUUAUUGUUUGUGUUGUAUUUUCUCUGCAGCAGCUGCAUUUCUGAAUGGAACGUUGCUUUUUGAGAAAUUCUCAUUUGAGACUGCAAAAAGUAAUUGCAAUUAAAAACCGA